This is a messenger RNA of Momordica charantia (bitter melon), 1297 nucleotides long. It is a transcript of the gene CYCD7;1, whose product is annotated as CYCLIN D7;1. The record is from RefSeq and is a predicted model, not a curated record. NCBI's taxonomy places the organism in Eukaryota, Viridiplantae, Streptophyta, Magnoliopsida, Cucurbitales, Cucurbitaceae.
CUUAAUAUUCUCUCUCUCUCUCAACCUUCAUGCUCAAGAUUCGCCUUAUAUUUUUCUUGAAAUAACAAAACACGUUAUCAAACGAGACGUUAAAUGUCUUACAUGUUACGUGUAAUUCUUUUUCGCUCUCUAUUUAUAAGUUAGAAGCCUUAGUUGAAAUCGCGGUUGGGUUGCAUCGCUCUCUAUUUAUGAGUUAGAAGCCUUAGUUGAAAUCGCGGUUGGGUUGCAUCGGAGUGUUUUUCUCUCUUUCCUAUGGAAGCUUUGCUUUGUGAUGAGGAUUGGCUUUCAAGCCCAGCUGAGGCUCACAUUGGCCUCCACCAUGAGAAGAAGCAUGGUGGUUCGGCCGAAAGUCUCAUGAGUUCAGUUUGUGUAACUGCAAACGACGAAGACAAUGAGCAGGCCGUCUCGGUUUGCUUGGAGAAGGAGAUGAGUUACAUGCCUGAAUCUCAUUAUAAGGAGUUUUUGGAAAGUAAAAAUCUGGUUUUUGUGAGGCUGAGAUGCAUUCAAUGGCUUAUCAAGUGUAGAAUACGAUGGAGUCUCUCCCAUGGCACUGUUUUUCUUGCUGCAAAUUACCUUGAUCGCUUCAUAUCUAAGAACAGAUGCAAAGAAUGGAAGAAUUGGAUGGUAGAAUUAUUGGCUGUUGCAUGCUUGUCCGUAGCUUGCAAGUUCCAUGAGAGCUAUCCUCCAACUUUGACUGAAAUUCAGAUGGAGGAGAUGGAUCAUGUGUUUGAUGGAAGCUCAAUUGAAAGAAUGGAGAUGAUAUUACUAAAGGUAUUAGAAUGGCGUUUGUGUUCUCCAACACCUUAUUCUUACAUACAACUCUUGGAAUCCAUGGAAUUGGAAGCUGAGGUUGGAGGCAAGUUUUUGAUGCCAAACAUCACACAAUUGCUUCUUGGAGCUGUCUUAGACUAUAACCUCGUGGAUUUCAGACCAAGUCUACUGGCUGUCUCUGCAGUUUGGUGCUGCCCAGAUUAUUUCCUCCCUCCAAUCACUUCACAGACACGUCUUUCGUAUAUCACGAGGAUGUUUAAUCAACACCCAGAGGAUGAAAUGAUGAAAUGUCGCGAGGUUAUGCAAGCAGCUCGAUCCUCUCAUUGCCCUCGAAGCCCCACUUCGGUGUUGAUGAACGAACGCAGCUGCUAAAGUGAAGAGAGAAACAGAAGAAUUCUGAAUAUUGACAAUAAAUAUUCAUAUUUCUACACGUUUUUUCUUUGUUGGGUCAAAUUGCACCAACCACCUCUUAACAACAGUGAUUGUUAUAGUUACAACACCUACAAAUUUUUCAUUUUAAGAACUA